This is a messenger RNA of Ruditapes philippinarum (Manila clam), 2164 nucleotides long. RefSeq lists its product as uncharacterized. The record is from RefSeq and is a predicted model, not a curated record. The coding region runs from base 397 to 837 and encodes 146 amino acids. The transcript is spliced from 5 exons. Lineage: Eukaryota; Metazoa; Mollusca; Bivalvia; Venerida; Veneridae.
UGGUUUUAACUCUUCGCGCGGAAUACGACUUAGUUACUGCCUUAAAGUAUCGGCGUUUGUACUAAGAGGAUAAAAAUAAAUGUACAACUUGUUGAAAGGAUUAUUUUAAUAUUUUGCCAACAAGCUUUGUCGUUUGAGAAAAGAUAUACAAUGUGUUCAUUUUCUUUGCAAAUAUUUUGACGUGAAAUAGGACUGUUUUGAUUUUAGGAAAAUUCUUAUUUUUAUUCUUCUUUCUUAAGGACGCAUUCUUUAAAGGAAGAUUAAGUUAAGUGUUGACGUUCAGAGAAUUUUUAACAAAUAAUUUAAACGUAGUUUUUUUAGUCAGGAUAUUAACUAUAUUUUUCACCACUUGAUUUGGUUUCUGGAUAUACACCGGUUCACGAAAAGACCAAAAACAUGGCUUCAAGUUAUAUGCUAGCAACUAGAAAAAGUCAAUACCACGACAGCUGUAUACCAGCGGAGAAGCGACAACUGCCACCAGAGACUAAGUCUUACAGAGAGGCUGAAUACAGCAACUGUGACCAGGUCUCACAAGACACUAUAUGGAAACAAGCUGUAGGCACGGAGAGAAGAUGUUUAAAAAAUUGGGAAGAAAGUUGGGGCUUUUUAGCCGAGUUUGAUGCUCAGAUUCUAGCCGGGAGCAAAGGGAACGUUAAAGAACCGGAACCUUUACCCGAAAAGUCAACUCAGUUCUCCGAUCAUGUUCCUAACACAAAUUCUGGUAACUAUGGAAAUCGAGUAAAUACUGACAUAGGAACGGCAAUGGCGAAAAUGGAACACCAAUUUUACAGUGACAGACGGCGUAGGAAGUUAGGGGGCGAUAUGAUCUGUUAUUAGUUAUCUAUUUAUUGCCAUAACUUAAAACCUGUUGUCUUUUAUUUAUUGUACAUUUGGACUACAUUUGUCCUUAUGAAAAUCGCAUUUUUUUCAUUAUCUGUGAUACAAGGUUACGAAAUUUUGGUACGGGUAGGUACCGGAAUUAAACAGUGUUCAGUUGAGGCGAGAAUUUUAAGGAAAUCAACGUUGUACACAUAAUGUUGGCUAAAACCUUUCCCUUCAGCAUUUUCUUUUUUCUUUCGAAUUAAGAUUUUCUCAAAAAAUCAUGUUAAAGAUGAAUCAAAGUUUUAAAUAAAGGCUAAGCAGUAAGUAAAGAAAUGGCUCAAAAUAUAAAACAUCACUGCCACUAUUCGGGGUGUGUCUUAGGUUGUUCGAUUUUUUUAUUUUUUUUCAUAAAUUUAUGUGUUGGUUUCAAAUUUUGUAUAUCGUUAUUAUUAUUUAUUUUUUAAAGCGUUUUAACUUUAAAGAAUAUCUCUUUCUUAAAAAAAAAUAGAUUUUCAGUAGCUGACAUGUUAUAUUCACUUUUGAAAAUUGAACUAUGUUAAUUGUAUACUCAAAAGAAAACAUCUGGCUAUGAAUAAGCAUAAAUUAUAGGAUUUAGUUCUAAUUUUUAUUCGUUUUUCUUUAGGAAAAUCACAACGAAUCGUUGAAAUAAGUUUAUGUUACACGUUUUUUAAUCUGUGUAGUGUCUAUGUCUCCUAAUCGAUUUGCUGUGUAAUGGUGUAUGUCAAACAGAAAAUAUGUAACCAGAAGUUUGUUAAGUGCAGUUUGUUCAGUCAAGAAACAAAGGCAGCAAUAUCAAAAAGCUAGAUUCCGACAAAUACGUAGUUAUAUUUUGAAUGGUAUAUUUUUCCAGCAAGUAUUUACAAUGAACACUUCAUUGAUAUAGAAAUUCAAUAUUAUACUGUAGAAAUCAUACUUGGCAACCAUAUCUAAAGAACACUGAAAGUAUGAUUGUUUUUUAUUAUGUGAUUUUGUUACUCUACAUAUUUGUUAUAUAAUGUGGAACUUAAACUGAAAUAUUGAUAUCUCAUGUACAGACUAUCUUCGUUUAGACUUGGGGUAAUAAUGCUCUUAUGUACUACAUCCCGGCUAGUAUUUUCGAACUUUAUUUUGGCCCAUUUUCUUUCAUAUCGGAUAUAUAGUAAUGAGAUUUUUAAAUAAAAUGCCAUUGAGAUCAAGAAGGGUUAAAACAUAAUAUUGAUGUUACGUCACUGAUGACGUCUAAAUGCUUCAAAAUUGUUGAUAGGACAACGGGCCGAUACAAAAAAUCUAGCCGGGAAAAUUAAAAGCUUUUGCUCCUUAAAAAUAAAACUUUGAAUCUGAA